Molecule: messenger RNA, 729 nt
Organism: Helianthus annuus (common sunflower)
Lineage: Eukaryota; Viridiplantae; Streptophyta; Magnoliopsida; Asterales; Asteraceae
Product: protein PFC0760c-like
Exons: 2
Coding region: 1-729 (242 amino acids)
Source: RefSeq, a predicted model, not a curated record
AUGUUUGGCAAAGGACCCAGUCUAUCACGGAAAGAGCAAGCACAUACAGAGGAUGAUGAGGAGAAGAAUGAUGAUAAGGGUUCUGAUCAUGAUGAUGACAAAGGUGAUGAUGAUGAUAACAGCGAUCAAGGUGGUACUGGGUUGAUUGUAUACGAGAAGAAAGUUACCAAGUCAGAUGCUUCAGAACAAAAUGAUUAUAUGAAUGAUGCUGAGAAUGAAGAGGAAGCUGAAGGUGAGGGGGAACAUGAUGAUGUAUUGUAUGAUGAAGACACUUCUGAAAUCUUCAUAAACGUUCAACCUAUAACGUCUGUUCCUGCAAGUCAAAACAUGAUCAUAUAUCUUUGUCAUGAUGUCAAGGAGGGAGAGUUUGUGUACAACUAUACGAAAGAAGAAAUUGCAAAGAUGUGCGGCAUAGACGAUGAAAGAUUCGAGUUUAAUUUUGAAGAGGAGUUGAUGAACAUUGAUAUUACAAAGCCUGAUGAUUAUGUGUCUAAUCAUGUUCAACAAGCUGAUGAUUAUGAUGAAGUUAUCAUUGAAGAUGAUCCUGAUAAUGAACUUCCAAAGUAUUCUGGUGAAGAUACAGAUGAUUUCCCCAUGUUUACUGAAAAAUAUGCUCAUGAAGCUGAUGAUUUGGUUAAGUCAAAGAUUGAAGAGAGGAUUAAGGAUGGUGAAUCUCCGAGACUGAGUAAAGAUCAAAUCAGGGAAGCUCGUAAGCUUCGUUCAAGUUAA